UUCAACUCCAACCACCAAGCCAUGGCUUUCCUCUCCGACUUUGUCGACCUCUCCCAGCCGUCUUUACAGUGGGCCCUGCUAUCCGUCGCUUUCAACCCCAUCUUCUGGAACAUUGUCGCCCGUGCUGAAUAUCGGAAUCACUACCUGACUCGUAUAUUCGGCAAUCCCUACUACGGUUGCUACUUCCUCGCGGUCACCAUAUUCGGCCUGGGAAUCCUGCGAGACCACAUCUACCAACUGGCCCUGGAUGAUCAGCCCUACUAUGCCCCUGUGCACCAACCGAUUCUCGGCGGGCUCCUCUUUGCCGUCGGCUCCGUCCUGGUCCUGUCCAGCAUGUAUGCCCUAGGUGUGACCGGCACUUAUUUGGGAGACUACUUCGGAAUCCUGAUGGAUGCCCCCGUCACCGGCUUCCCGUUCAGUGUCACCGGCUCCCCCAUGUACUGGGGCAGCACCCUGAACUUCUUGGGUGUUGCCCUCUACAAGGGCAAGGUGGCGGGCGUCUUUCUAUCAGCCGGAGUAUUCGUCAUGUACUGGUUCGCUCUCCAGUGGGAGGAUCCCUUUACGGCGGAGAUCUAUGCCAAGCGCGAGCGCGAGCGCGCAAAGUCGAAGCAAGGAGGCAAACGCUUGUAAAUGCAGUCCUGCAAACAGAACACCCGAGGGUCUGGCUGGACGCCUACUCCCAUAGAAUGACCAUGCAUUGUGAUGACACUAGCAAUACGUCUUUCUGGUGUGGAUGGGAGGAGAGGGGCCUUGGACUUUCAACAUCCAUACCGUUCCUGUGAGUCCCCAAAUAUCAUUUGGGGGAAGACCAAGUCCUAUGGUUUAGGUGACGUGGGUAUAAGAUUCCAGAAAACGCACCGUCAAUCUUCAACGAUAAUCAGACAGCUAGCCUGUUGAUCAGUCAACAGAGCCGGAGACCAAUGAGAGGCAGUGGUCAAACAGACAUGAAAGCUGCCUCGCAUGCCUUGCUACCUUCGCUUAGAGCAAAAUGGUCAACCGGAGGAGGAAAGGGAAAAGAAAUAGAGGAGGGGGAAGAAAAGCGUUGUGAUUGCGUUUAGUGUAUCAUUUUUAAUUUUUUAAUGUCGCAUUUUACACGAAUAGGAACAAACAACGGGUAUCAUUUGCU
Messenger RNA from Aspergillus heteromorphus CBS 117.55, 1126 nucleotides. RefSeq names its product bifunctional phosphatidyl-N-methylethanolamine N-methyltransferase/phosphatidyl-N-dimethylethanolamine N-methyltransferase. Gene Ontology annotation, biological process: phosphatidylcholine biosynthetic process. NCBI's taxonomy places the organism in Eukaryota, Fungi, Ascomycota, Eurotiomycetes, Eurotiales, Aspergillaceae. The transcript is spliced from 5 exons. Gene Ontology annotation, molecular function: S-adenosylmethionine-dependent methyltransferase activity. Bases 22 to 630 code for a protein of 202 amino acids. The record is from RefSeq and is a predicted model, not a curated record.